Molecule: messenger RNA, 1033 nt
Organism: Fusarium verticillioides 7600
Lineage: Eukaryota; Fungi; Ascomycota; Sordariomycetes; Hypocreales; Nectriaceae
Exons: 2
Coding region: 537-878 (113 amino acids)
Source: RefSeq, a predicted model, not a curated record
UGCUUCUUGUUAUUCUUCUGCUUGCCUUUGUUCUGUUUCUUGGGCUCCUCUUCCGGUUCAGUUUCCUCCUCUGUUUCCUUGGAAUCGGUGACAUCAGAGCUUGAUAUGUAUGCCGACUGACUAGAGUCUGACUCGGUUUCUGGACCGGAGUCGGAUGCCUCAUCUGAGGAGUCCUUGGGAGUUGUGGUGGUGGUCUGCUUCAUAGCAGAUUUGAGGGGGCCAUUUUGGCGAGCCUCAAACCGGACCUUCUUCUUGACCACGGCCUUUGCUUCGUUGGCAGGCGGAGGUGUAUAGUUGCGUCCAGUGCGUGGGUAGGUGACCGAGACGGUGUCCUCUUCGGACUCAUCAUCAGUGGUGACCGCAACACGUACGACGUCUCGCUUCUUAGGGGGUUUGUUCUUAGGGAUGGCGCCGAUAACAGAUUCGAUUGUUGUUCCAACUACCCAUUCGCAAAAAUGCGAGGGGAGUUUCGCUUUGCGAUUUGACAUCGCACCAAAGAAGUUUGCUGUACCAAAGAAAUUAUCAAGAUAGUAUGUAUGUCUUUAGAAAGGUCAAAAGGUCAAGAAAAAGACGGUUGUGCGUUUGUUUUGAGGUUGGUUAUGAGAGGUCACCCUGAUGGUAUGGGCGAUAGUCGAAGAUUUGUUGUCAACUGCUCGCAGCUGUCAAGGCGAAGCGAAGACAAAGUGGUAACAACCCUAGUGCUUUGGCAAUCUACAGAUCAGAAAAGAAGUGUAAAGAGGGCAUGUAGAGGUUGCGUUAUGUUUUGGCGAAAAGAUGUAAAAUGCGCUGAGAUGAAAAGGGUUGGUUCGUGGUUGAGAAAAGAGGCAGGAGCGAGCUUGAGUUGGGGCUCCUUCCUCCUUGUGUAUAUAAUUCACUAGUACCUGCCUAUUAUCCACCAUCCAACUACUAAAAGCAAACAAACAAACUCCCUAAGGCACCUAUAAUUCACUAUCACAGCUUCGCAUUCAACUUCAUCUCCUCCCAUCUCUCAUUAAUGAUAAGAUUCUGCCAGAACCUCCACGUCGCAACUGCA